This is a messenger RNA of Dunckerocampus dactyliophorus (ringed pipefish), 990 nucleotides long. RefSeq names its product dynein light chain roadblock-type 2-like. The coding region runs from base 122 to 412 and encodes 96 amino acids. Gene Ontology annotation, molecular function: dynein intermediate chain binding. The record is from RefSeq and is a predicted model, not a curated record. Gene Ontology annotation, cellular component: cytoplasm; cytoplasmic dynein complex; centrosome. Lineage: Eukaryota; Metazoa; Chordata; Actinopteri; Syngnathiformes; Syngnathidae. The transcript has 4 exons. Gene Ontology annotation, biological process: microtubule-based movement.
CAGACGGACCACACACAAUCCAACUCUAAACAACACGACUACUGGCGCGACACUUCCGCAUUGGUCUAACGCCACUUCCGUUUCCAUUGGUAACUCAAGGACGCAAAGAGUGGAGCGUUGAAUGGCGGAAGUUGAGGAAAUUCUCGAGAGGAUUGAAGCCCAUGGGAGUGUGAGUGGAACAAUUGUCGCCAAUGCAGAAGGUAUUCCAGUUCGAACGACGUUUGAGAAUUCCAAAGCUGCUAAGUAUGCAGGAGUCCUUCGCCACCUCACUUUGAUGGCCAGAAGCACAGUGCGGGACAUUGACCCUCAAAAUGAUCUCACAGUCCUCCGCAUUGGAACCAAGAACCAAGAGAUAAUGAUUGCACCAGAGAGCGACUCUCUUGUAAUCGUCCUCCAGAGAUGUGAGACAUGAGGAACGGACUGGUGGUUAAAGUACUAUAAUCCAAGCAAAAUCUACUUUAUCACUGUGUUUAAUUGCUGCAUGAAAUGUUAGUAUUUCUGUUGGAACAUCUCUGUGUGGAGUUGGCAUGUUCUCACCAGGUACACUGGCCUGCCACGUUUCAAAAAUAUGCAUGCUAGGUAAAUUGGAGACUCUAAAUUGUCCAUAGGUGUGAAUGUGAAUGGUGGUUUGUCUAUAUGUGCUCUGCAAUUGCCUGGCAACCAGUCCAUGCCUCUCACCUGAAGACAGCGGGGAUAGGCUCCAGUGAGGACAAAUGGGAUAGAAGAUGGAUGGAUGCUGUAUGAGAUUAUACCGCAUUCUCCACACAUCAGUCAGUGCUUCUAAAGUGAAAUGUAAGGAGUAGUGGGCUAGUGAUAUUUCUACUAGUUCUGUUGACAGUAGUAUUACAUUACUCCUGCAUAUACAGUUCAUAAUGUGAAGAGAAAGUGAUUAUAGCAGUACUAGUGAUAUUUCUGCUAGUUUUGUUAAUAAUGGACGUGCAUUCCUACAGCAUACAUCAUUUAAUUUAACUCUACUAUGUGUAAACAAUG